AUGUCCUUUGACUCCCCUGAUCAAUCGAGCCUGCCAGGAACAACAACAAUCCCCAACGGCACAAUUCCCGAAGCAACACCUCCUCGGGUCGUCCAAGCUAGUUCUGCGCGGAAAAUGCGCGAUAUCGAGCUGACGAAGGACGAGAUCAACGACCUGUUCCAAAUCUACUUCUCACAUUACCACGUCUUUCUGCCGUUUCUCGAUCCGAGUGUUCCCCCUGACCGAUACUAUGAUCAAUCAGCGCUACUCUUCUGGUCCAUCGUUUCUGUCGCAUCACGUCGGUACCAGGCAAACCCAACCCUGCUACCCAGACUAGCUAGGACGCUUACAGACACACUCUGGAAGUCGCUACAAGCACUUCCACAUCCCUUGGCUGCUGUUCAGAGCUUGGUGCUUAUCUGCACUUGGCCAUUUCCAACAAGCAGCAGUUCGACCGAUCCCAGCUACAUGCUGUCAGGCAUGAGUAUACAGCUCGGACUAUCCAUGGGCCUGCAUCGACCAAACAGUCCCGAGGACUUUACCAAGUUUCACGUCCAUCUUGACUCUACUGCUAUGGCUGAUCGGGAAAGGGCCUGGAUAGCUAGCAAUGUUGUCGCUCAAAGCGUCAGUUGCGGCGUUGGCCUUCCCACACCAGCACACGUGCGUGACUGGUCACUUGUCACGUCCUCGCUCGAGGCUCCAUGGCUUGACGACAAUCUACGUGGUCAUUUGAGAUGUGCUUCAUUGUGUAAUAGGAUAUCCCAAGCGCUCGCAUCCAAUCCAUCCGACCACACUGGGCUCCUGCAGCCUCGGGAGAGGUUACCGGUGUACACGAUCCUGAACCACGAAAUUGUCGACCUCAAGACCAGUAGGAGUUGGAGACCUGGUACCACGGCCGUCUAUCUCCAGAUAACAAAACUGCACUUGCAGGCAUUCUAUCUGUUCGAUGACGCGUCGACCUUCGGCUACUUUGAACGCAUCAUCGCACUUUACUCCACCGCCAGUGCUCUGCUUGAGCACAUCCAGACACUUGACAACCAAAAGUUGGCUUUCCUCUAUUAUUGCCCCUUUUUCUGCUACGAGGCUUUCUUGUGCGCGUCUUUCAUUGUGCUCAAGGUGUUGAAGAAUGAUUACUUCAGCGGCAUCGUUGAUGCAAGGUUGGGCGAAAAGCUCAUCAACUUCUCUGUCUCGGCAUUGAGGAAGAUGUCCGUGGCAAACAACGACUUGCCAGGCAGGCUCAGUGAUGUUCUCGCUUACCUAUGGACUCAUCCAGACCCGUCAAUUGCCAGCGGAAGUGGCAUAGCUGGUCUUCAACUCAAGGUUCAAAAUCGGAUGAGUAUGAGCAUCGUCUACGACUCGCUGUGGAGGUGGCGGGAACAAUUUCGGGUAGAAGCCGAAAGUGAACUACACCAAGAUCUUCGCAGCGGUAAUGCACUUUCUUCUGGCAAGCAGAGUUUUCAGUUGAUUGAUGCAGGUACGCCCCUUGCGGCACAGGAUACUCAAAACCUCGACACAGCUUUUGAUCUCGCGGAUCUGAACGGGAUAUACUCCGAUGAUUUCCAAUUCGACUGGUUCACCUGA
Molecule: messenger RNA, 1560 nt
Organism: Cladophialophora yegresii CBS 114405
Lineage: Eukaryota; Fungi; Ascomycota; Eurotiomycetes; Chaetothyriales; Herpotrichiellaceae
Exons: 4
Coding region: 1-1560 (519 amino acids)
Biological process (GO): regulation of DNA-templated transcription; DNA-templated transcription
Cellular component (GO): nucleus
Molecular function (GO): zinc ion binding; transcription cis-regulatory region binding; DNA-binding transcription factor activity, RNA polymerase II-specific
Source: RefSeq, a predicted model, not a curated record